Sorex fumeus (smoky shrew) is the source of this 1381-nucleotide messenger RNA. Its product is annotated as interferon regulatory factor 4-like. The transcript has 9 exons. The record is from RefSeq and is a predicted model, not a curated record. NCBI's taxonomy places the organism in Eukaryota, Metazoa, Chordata, Mammalia, Eulipotyphla, Soricidae. Gene Ontology annotation, molecular function: RNA polymerase II cis-regulatory region sequence-specific DNA binding; DNA-binding transcription factor activity, RNA polymerase II-specific; protein binding. The coding region runs from base 29 to 1381 and encodes 450 amino acids. Gene Ontology annotation, biological process: regulation of transcription by RNA polymerase II; immune system process. Gene Ontology annotation, cellular component: nucleus.
CCCGCGCCCGCGCCCAUGGCCCGCGCGCAUGGCCCGCGACCCCUGGCGCGCGGCGGAGGGCCAGGGCCCCGGCGGCCCGCGACCCCUGCGUCUCCGCGACUGGCUGGUGGCGCAGAUCGAGAGCGGGCGCUACGCGGGCUUGCGCUGGGAGGACGCGGCCAAGACCGUGUUCCGCAUCCCCUGGAAGCACGCGGCCAAGCAGGACUACCGGGCGCAGCGGGACGCGGCGCUCUUCAGGGCCUGGGCCAUAUACAAGGGCAAACACCAGGAGGGCAUUGACAAGGAGGACCCCCCCGCUUGGAAGACGCGGCUCCGCUGUGCCCUCAACAAGAGCACCGACUUCCUCGAGGUGCGGGAGAGCAGCCAGCUGGACUGUGACGACCCCUACAAGGUCUACCGGAUUGUGUCAGAUGGAGCCCCCCGGCCAGUUCCCCAGGAUUUUGCUCCCCUUGAAAAGAAGGGCCAUUUCCAGAGCCAGCAGGCGCCCCCUGGAGAAGUGACCGGGCUGGACCACAGCACAGAAAAGGAUGGCUGUGAAUCAGCCACCGUGAAGGAUGAGGAGCCGCAUCCCCGAGGGGCCCAGAGGGGUUCCUUGCCACCAGCUGCCCUGCCCCCAGAUCCUCUGGCUGACCACAGGUACCAAGCUCAGGAGCUGUCUCUUCCCUGGAUGCCCUCACCCUGGCAGGACUUUGGCCACUCUGACUGCUGGCUGCACGUGCGGCUGUUCUACGGCGCGGAGUUGGUGAGGGAGGCCACAGUGCACACGGCUGAGGGCUGCCACCUAUGCCCCCGGGCCGCCGUCGGAUCUGCCGAGCACCUGCUGGGGUGGCCCCGGCAUGUGGCGCAGUUUUGCUUCCCGGAGCCCCCGCCCGGCGCCCACGUGCUGCGGCGCCUGCUGCCACACCUGGAGCGCGGCGUGCUGCUGUGGGUGCUGCCCGAGGGCGUCUUCGCCAAGCGCCUGUGCCAGGGCCGUGUAUAUUGGCGUGGCCCGCUCGCCCCUCACCGCACGCGGCCGAACAAGCUGGAGCGCGAACGCACCUUCCAGCUGCUGGACACGCGCCGCUUCCUCGCGGAACUGCAUGCCCACUUGCUGGAUGGUUGCCCGGAGCCCGAAUACAAGAUCCGACUGUGCUUUGGGGAGGAGUACCCGGGGCCCCCGGGCCAGCCUGAGGAGCGGCUGAUCAUGGUUCACGUGGAACCCCUCUUCGCCCGAGAACUCCUCCUUCGCUCCAAGGGUCUGAACCAAGGAGGCUCUGUGGCCCAGAGUUUGCAGCCGACCCAUGAGCACAUUUGCUGGAUAACAAAGUGGUACCGCUGUGCCCUGUGGGGCUCUUACUUGACUGUGGCUUCACCCAAAUUUCAGUACCGCAGUCAGCAGUGA